Molecule: messenger RNA, 1057 nt
Organism: Lathyrus oleraceus (garden pea)
Lineage: Eukaryota; Viridiplantae; Streptophyta; Magnoliopsida; Fabales; Fabaceae
Product: protein SMALL AUXIN UP-REGULATED RNA 12
Exons: 1
Coding region: 396-713 (105 amino acids)
Biological process (GO): response to auxin
Source: RefSeq, a predicted model, not a curated record
UAUUAUAUAUUUAAAUUUUUAACACAAAGAAUAGGUCUAUUCACGAAGGUUUGAGACAUCAGAUUAUAUUCCUUUUAAGGUCUGAGAUUCAAAUCCUGCUCGACAGAGACAAUUUGCUCUGAUUGAGACUCAUUCUCUUAGAUUAGUCGGGAUAUCAAGUUUUGAAAGGCAGCUCUAAUCCAUUUGACAUAUAGAAACAAUUUAGGUACUGUCUGCUACAUGUCCCCACAUCCACGUGACUCUGUUUUCUCAAACUCUAUUUCUCUUUUCCACACUCCUCAUUCUUCAACCAUAAAUAAAACCCUCUCUCAUUCAACAAUCACCACACACAAUCAUUCAACACAUUCAAAAGUUUCUAUUUACAAGAGAGAGAAAAGAAACACAAAAACACAACAAUGGCCAUAAGAAAAUCCAACAAGCUACCUCAACCUGAAGUUAUUAUCAAGCAAAUUCUUAAAAGAUGUUCAAGUUUCGGCAAGAAACAGGGUUACAAUCAAGAGGGUCAUCCUGAAGAUGUACCAAAAGGUCACUUUGUUGUUUAUGUUGGAGAAAACAGAACAAGAUAUGUUGUUCCAAUUUCAUGGUUGCCUCAUCCACAGUUUCAGUGUUUGCUUCAAAUAGCUGAGGAAGAAUUCGGAUUCAAUCAUGACAUGGGACUUACAAUUCCUUGUGAUGAAGUUGUUUUUGAGUAUCUUACUUCAUUGAUCACAUAGAAAAAUAUGGUUUUAAACUGCGGUCUUCAAACAAUAUAUAAUUUUGGGGUUUUUGCGAAAGGUUGCAAUUUAACUGCGACUGCGACCCCAACCGCGACGACUCCUUAAAACCAUGAUAUGAAGGAAGGGUUUGAGUUUGACACAUUUGAUCAUAGUGAGGUUUAUCUAUCUAAAUCCCUUUGGCAAGUGAUGGUUUCUGAGUUUGACCAAGGAAAUGUUAACACUUCUACUUUUUUUUUCAAUUGUAAAAUAUACAUAUAUGCUAAAUGAAAAUUUCAUUGGCAGUGACAUUUGUAUUCUUAAUGAGUGAAGAUUUGUUCCAAUGUUACAAAAUUGUUCUGUUU